AUGACUCUUUUUUCUGUUUUCCUCUAUGUUCUUGGUCAUCAGAGAGCAAUCGUUAACAAGGCCAUGAUUGAUAGGUGGUUCGCAGGAUUAUUCGAUUAUCUGGCAAAAGAAGUACCCGAUCAUGAGGUUCUUAAAAAUGACCCGCGUCGCAUAUUCAAUGCGGACGAGAGUGGUUUCCCUCUCUGUUUCAAAACGGGAAAGGUUCUUGCCGAAAAAGGUGCUCGUAACGUAUAUAAUGUAACAACCAGCAACAAAACACAACUCACGGUCAUGGUUUGUUUUAACGCUUUUGGCGACUAUGUUCCGCCAUUGAUUGUAUUUCCAGGCGAACGGCUGCGAGACACUGGUAUUUAUCAGUUUCCAGAUGCUAUUUAUGGCAACAGCGCGAAUGGCUGGAUGGACACAGACUUAUUUGUUGCAUUCCUGCAACACUUCUCUGCUUUUAUUGAUGCUAAGUGUAUCAAUAAACCAGUUCUCUUGUUUGUGAACGGACACUCCACGCACAUAUCUCGUGCUGCAGCAACAUUCUGCGCUAACAGCGGGAUAAUAUUAUAUUGUCUUCUGCCAAACGCGACGCAUAUUUUGCAACCAUGCGAUGUCGGUUUCUUCUCACCUAUGAAAUCGUCGUGGAAAAGGCAGGUUAAACUUUGGCAACUUAACCACAUCGGAGAAGCGCUAACGAAAAAGAGAAUUUCCCGGGAGUGUUCAAAUCCGCGUGGGACUCUGUCACCACUUUUGACAAUGCUGCCCAUGGUUUUCGACGUUCCGGAUUAUUUCCGUUGA
Molecule: messenger RNA, 783 nt
Organism: Ruditapes philippinarum (Manila clam)
Lineage: Eukaryota; Metazoa; Mollusca; Bivalvia; Venerida; Veneridae
Exons: 1
Coding region: 1-783 (260 amino acids)
Cellular component (GO): nucleus
Molecular function (GO): DNA binding
Source: RefSeq, a predicted model, not a curated record